GAAAUGACAUCAUAUCUCCGGUUCAGAUUAUAAAUGUGAUCAGCUGUCAGUCAGUUCUCUCUCCCACCCCCUCUAUACACACACACACCAAAUUCUGUAUAAUAAAUAAAAUGUUACGGCUGACAUCACGUAAACAAGAAAUAAGGCUGUUACUCCUUGCAUUAACAACAACAAAACCCUUUUUAAAAGCUGGAGAACCCGCACUAUUUAGUCCUGUGCUAUACGAUUUGGGACACAACCCAUGGUUUAAGCAGGUGUUUCUUGUGUCCCCACUUUUUUACUCCGUGUCACUCUGUUCCACCCUCCGCCCCUUUCGUUGUCCCGUCUUCUUUGUGUUCAUAAAAGUCCUGAGUGUCGCCUUUCUUUUCUCACACACUGCACAACCUGCAGCUCCAAACCUUCACUUCAGUGUCUUCAAAUCAAUAAGCAACAUGCUGUGGAAAUCAAGGACAAAGUCGGAUCCCUACUGCGUACAAGAGCGCUCUGAUGGGAUCUCGGGCUCCUCACCGAGACUGUCUCAGCUCUGCUCUCUGAAUCAGACGGCUUACUCUGCGGCUCCUCCGCUGUGCCACACUCCGGCCUCGGACUUCCAGCCGCCGUACUUCCCUCCUCCUUAUCCACAGGCGUCGCUUUCCUACUCGCAGGCACAAGACUCGGGAUACCCGCACCUGGCCGACCCGUACCAGUCCAUCAGCUCCCUGCAUCAGCACCAGCAGGCCGCCUGGCACCCCCCGCGGGGCCGCAACCCGGAGGACGCGGGAGUCCUAUCACAGCCACACCGUGCACUGAGCCUCGAGCCCCGGCGUGAAUAUCCCGGUGUUCCCCGGCUUCUCCAUGCGCUUGGUGAGGGAGCAGGAGCGGGAGCGCUUGGAGAUGCGCCGCUCAGCCUGCACGCAUCACAGCACGGCAAUGAGGAUCUGCAGGGUAUGGAGGAAACAUCAUCCCUGGGAAUCUUGGAUCACUCUGUUAUCAAGAAAGUUCCAGUCCCUUCCAAGUUGAACGGCUCUGCUCUGUCUGUCUUGUCCUUUGGUAAAGACGGUUUGGGUCUCGGCGGUGUGUCCAACCCAGCUGAGGUCUUCUGCUCGGUUCCUGGACGCCUGUCUCUCCUCAGCUCUACGUCCAAGUACAAGGUGACAGUGGGAGAGGUCCAGAGGAGACUGUCUCCUCCUGAGUGUCUCAACGCCUCGCUGUUAGGAGGAGUGCUGCGGAGAGCAAAGUCAAAGAACGGCGGCCGCUGCCUCCGUGAGCGUCUGGAGAAGAUCGGUCUCAACCUUCCUGCCGGUCGCCGCAAGGCAGCUAAUGUCACACUCCUCACAGCCCUAGUGGAAGGUGAGGCAGUCCACCUGGCACGAGACUUUGGUUAUGUGUGCGAGACAGAGUUCCCAGCGAGGGCGACUGCAGAGUACUUAUGUAGGCAGAGUGAUCCAGACCACCUCCCCACACGGAGAAGCAUGCUGCUGGCCACCAAGGAGAUCUGCAAAGAGUUUGUUGACCUCAUGUCCCAGGACAGGUCACCGCUGGGUGCAAGUCGACCCACACCGUGCCUGGAGCCCGGGGUUCAAGGCAGCUUGACUCACUUCAGCCUGCUCACCCAUGGCUUUGGCACUCCAGCCAUUUGCGCUGCCCUCUGCGCCUUCCAGAGCUACCUGCUGGAAGCCCUCAAACUGCUGGACAAAGCAGAGGGAGGCGGCAAGAGCCACCAGGAGAAAGACCUGAAACACUGCAAAUGAGGCAGCGGUGCAUAUCCGGCAACAUCGCAAAGACUGAGCUCUUCCACAGCCUUUAGAAGAGAGAGAGAUAGAGAGAGAGAGAGUGUGGGUGUGUGUGUGUGAGAGAGAGAGAGAGAGAGAGAGAGAGAGAGAGAGAGAGAGAGAGAGUGUGUGUGUGUGUGUGUUUACAUGUGUAUUUAUGUGUGCGGGUGUGUGUGCUUGUUAUCCGAAUCUAACUGAAUCAGCUGCUGGAUUUGAUUCAAUCUCUGUAUUACCGGAUCAAUUAGGAUGUGAUGUCCUCUGGAGAGAGAGAGAAAGAGAAAGAGAGUGCAUGAUUCAUAGCUUCUCACUUCUCUGAAUUGUGGGGUGGACAUUCAGAACAGCGCCCCUGUGUACUCGCCCUGUGUUUCACUGAAAUCCGAGCCACAGGAACUGCAAAAGGCAGCUAGAGAUGCCGCACAGUGCUGACGGAAGCGCUCGUUAAGAAACAAUGCAAAUAUCGUCUUUUUGUACUCCCUACUGUAUGUUUGUUACCCAUGAUGUUAUUAUUAUUAUUAUUAUUAUUGUAUUUCAAGGUAAAUGUAAUAUAUUAUUAAAACGAAAUAAUGGUGUGCCUGGUUAAUACAGCUGGUGUAUUUGUCCUUACUGGGUUUAUAUAAAACACAUACAGCACAUGUUUUUCACUGUUUUUAUAUCAAUCACAAUUUUUUUUAAUUAAAUCACAUUCCAAGAUAUUUCUCAUGAUCAACCCCCCCCAAAAAAACUCAAUACAUACUAAAUAACUUAAUAAUUACUAAGAAUAAUAUAAUAAAUAAUAUAGAAAUAUAAGAUUUAUUAGAGAAAAUAAUAAUUACUCAAAUAUAUAAUAAUUAUGAACAUAAUUUCAGCCUUUACACAAAGGCAAACCCACAAGAAGAUUGUUCUGUUUAAAAUAUGUACUGUGUAUUAAUCCGUAAGC
Molecule: messenger RNA, 2667 nt
Organism: Tachysurus fulvidraco (yellow catfish)
Lineage: Eukaryota; Metazoa; Chordata; Actinopteri; Siluriformes; Bagridae
Gene: tfap2e
Product: transcription factor AP-2 epsilon
Exons: 7
Coding region: 111-1730 (539 amino acids)
Biological process (GO): regulation of cell population proliferation; regulation of transcription by RNA polymerase II; anatomical structure development
Cellular component (GO): nucleus
Molecular function (GO): RNA polymerase II transcription regulatory region sequence-specific DNA binding; DNA-binding transcription factor activity, RNA polymerase II-specific
Source: RefSeq, a predicted model, not a curated record